AAGUGUCGACUGGAGAGGAGAUAAGGUGACUGAAAGGCACACAGAGCGUUAGGAAAUUAUGGAGGUUUAAAAAGGAGGCGUUGUGAAAUAAACAACAGAUCUCUUGAAGCCCUUCGUAAUGAAACUUGGUUCACUUGUGUUUGUCGCGGGCCUCCUAGUCGUUGGGAGGGUGAACGGGCAAGAGUGGUUGACAAAGUGGCCCACAAUUACGUCAUGCAUUUGCAAAACCGGCUACAACGCAAACAGUGCACUGCAGUUUUUAAAAAGCUGCACUCUUCCGGUUGAGCCUUGCGCCAAUUGCUUCUUGGCUUGUCAGCGUGAACAUAUGAAAGCGAUGUUAGCCACCGGUGCCGUAAAUGUUACAUUUUACACUUCACGAAAUAGCAAGCUAACUGCGGCGCAAGUCCAAGAGUGUGAUACGCCGUUAGCUAAUGAGAAGGACAAAUGCAAAAGAGCUCAAUUAUUUGACGCAUGCUUGAAGGCCAUAAAUCCAACCUGUCUCAGUUACUAGGACUUGGUUACGUGGUAACUUGAUAAUCAGCUAGAAAUGUACAUACUGUUAAUUCAAUAAACGUCAUCCUUUUUUCCAUCUAGGACGUAAAA
This is a messenger RNA of Photinus pyralis (common eastern firefly), 603 nucleotides long. RefSeq lists its product as uncharacterized. The record is from RefSeq and is a predicted model, not a curated record. NCBI's taxonomy places the organism in Eukaryota, Metazoa, Arthropoda, Insecta, Coleoptera, Lampyridae. The coding region runs from base 119 to 511 and encodes 130 amino acids. Gene Ontology annotation, molecular function: odorant binding. The transcript is spliced from 2 exons.